This is a messenger RNA of Rotaria sordida, 555 nucleotides long. NCBI's taxonomy places the organism in Eukaryota, Metazoa, Rotifera, Eurotatoria, Philodinida, Philodinidae. The record is from the annotation of a GenBank genome assembly.
AUGAUUGGUAUUAUUGCUUUUGUAGAAGCUAAAAAACAUAUUCAAUUUGAACUUUUUCCAAUGUAUCAAUUUCUCGAUAUUCGUAUUGAUACACAACUCAUUAAAUUACCGGAUGAAGAAUUUUUUGUACCGAUGCUUAUUUAUGAAGAUGAACAUAUGAAAAUUAAAUGUAAAGUUAAUGGUACAUUUAAAAUUUGGUUUCAUGGAAGUCAUCUUCGAUUUCGUGCACAUAUUCGUCUAACAUUCGACUUUUUCGAACUUGAGAUACUAUUAGAACAAGAAAAGUUUAAGAAAUUAUCUAUACCAUCGUUUGGUUUACUUGAUGAUAUUAAUGGUCUUAUGUUUCCUAAUGGAACAAAAAUAUUAAUCAAUAAAUCUGAUGAAAAUAUUUUAUUCGAAUAUGAUCAAUCAUGGCGUAUAUCACAGAAUACAUCACUUUUUUAUUAUUCAUUUGACGAUAUCGAUCAUCGUCGACCAUUGUCUUCCGACAUUGGAUCCAAUUCUCUGAAACGAAUCUUUGAAGAAACUAAUAAUAAUGUUACAUUAACCCAAUAA